Messenger RNA from Acipenser ruthenus (sterlet), 3439 nucleotides. It is a transcript of the gene cdh17, whose product is annotated as cadherin 17, LI cadherin (liver-intestine). NCBI's taxonomy places the organism in Eukaryota, Metazoa, Chordata, Actinopteri, Acipenseriformes, Acipenseridae. Gene Ontology annotation, cellular component: catenin complex; adherens junction; plasma membrane. The transcript has 18 exons. The record is from RefSeq and is a predicted model, not a curated record. Gene Ontology annotation, biological process: cell morphogenesis; calcium-dependent cell-cell adhesion; homophilic cell-cell adhesion. Gene Ontology annotation, molecular function: cadherin binding; calcium ion binding. The coding region runs from base 104 to 2611 and encodes 835 amino acids.
CGUCUGAACAGCACUGCACUCAUUCAGGUGCAAGCAACAUAAAACACUCCAAAAGCACUCCUGCAAGGAAUCCAACACAGGAAUCAAUAAAUAAACAUUAAUCAUGAUUCUCAAUGAUCUUACUUUACCACUAAUUGUGUUUUUUUGUACAUGGACCUUUACUAAUGGAUCAGAUUGGCUUAAAAACAAAAAAGGGCCACUAGAGGACAAGGUCCUUGAAGUCCCGGAGGAGACAGAGGUACCACAUGCAGUGUAUUGGUUCCAAGCAACUGACCCCAAUGUAAAGUCAUAUAAACUUGGUGGUGAAACUGAUAAUAAAACACUGAUUGAAAAAGACGGAUGGUUAUAUCUGAGGGAGCCUUUUGACUGGGAAACAAAGAAGGUCCAUAUUAUAACGGUUGAAGCGCUGGACGCUGACCUUAAGACGGUGGAAGGGCCAGUCUCUAUCACAAUUAUUGUAAAAGAUAUAAACGACAAUCGGCCGGAAUUCAAUCAAACCCUCUAUGAUGGAGUUGUGAGACAACACUCAAGACCUGGUAGGCCUUUUAUGAGAGUUUACGCCACAGACAAGGAUAACCCAAGCACCCCAAACGCAAAGCUGAACUACAGCAUUUCAAACCAAAUCCCUGACACCUAUAAGGUUCCACUUUUUCAAAUUGAUAGCAAAACUGGAGAAAUCUCUACCACCUCCGCUGGAGCUCAAAAUUUGGACCCAAAUACAGGUGUUGAAUACACCCUGUUUCUUACAGUCAAAGACCUAGAAGGUUUGUCAGACAAUGCCUUCAUUAGGAACACGCAGGUGAAAAUUAUUGUGAAAGAGAACCUGUGGAAAUCUCCCAAUACAGUGAUAAUCACUGAGAAUUCUACUGAUCCACAUCCCAUUCAAAUCACACAGGUCCAAUGGAAUGAACCUGGAGCUGUGUACGUACUUCAACAGAAGGAGAGGUAUCCAAAUUUUCCCUUUUCAAUUGAUGGAGAUGGGAAGAUUUCUGUGACUGAACCUCUGGACAGGGAGGAGAGGGAAACAUAUGUGCUGGUGGUAUUUGCAAAAGACAAAGCUAAUACAAACCUUGAGCAACCAAUCGAGGUUUACGUAUCAGUAACAGAUAUUAACGACAAUCCACCAGUAUGUGAAGUGCCGCUGACUGUAUUAGAGGUUCAGGAAAAUGAGAAAAUAGGAAAUCAAAUUGGAUCUCUGAAAGCUUUUGACUUGGAUGAAUCAGACAGUUUGAACUCUGUGUUAAAGUAUCAGAUUUUGGAUCAGGAGCCGAAGCUACCUUCUUCUACCAUGUUCAUUAUUGAUGAAUACAGUGGUAAAAUCCAGAUUGAACACGACAGAUUCCAGAAAACGGAGGUGCCGGAGUACAAUUUAACAGUAAAGGUCACUGACAUGGCUGGAAAUCCCACAGGCUUCUACACUGUCUGCAGUGUAGUCAUACGAAUAAUUGAAGGCAAUGACCAGAUUCCUAUAUUUGAGAAACAGCAGUAUGAACUCAAUCCCAUACCAGAAGACACACCAGUGGGAACCACAUUACUAACAAUUGGGGCUAUCGAUGAUGAUGAGCCAAAAACUGGCAGUUCCAAAAUCCUGUACAACGUUGUAGAAGGAGAUGCAGAAGGAACAUUUGCUAUAAGUACAGACGAAGAAACAAACCAAGGACAUGUGGUGAUUAGAAAGCCCCUAGACUUUGAAACAAUGCCUGUUUACAAACUUCGUAUUGAUGCCAGAAACCCAGAGCCAUUGGUGCCUGGUGUGGUCUACAAUGCAAGCUCUACCGCAUACCUAAACAUCAGCGUGAUCGAUGUCAAUGAAGCCCCUGUGUUUGGCAGUAUAGAGUACCAGGCCAUGGUCAAGGAAAAUAUUCCUGUUGGCAACACCAUUCUGAAAGUGGAUGCUAUAGACCCUGAAGGUAGCAGUAUAAGGUACAGACUGGAAGGAGAUGUCUUUAACUGGCUGAAAAUCAACUCUGAAACUGGGGAUAUAAUUACAAAUACAUUGCUGGACAGGGAGAGGACAGACACAUACAAAGUCAGGGUUAUUGCUGUUCAGUUCGAAUCGCCUGCACUUGAGAGUACAGUGCCUGUCUCUAUUAACUUGGUUGAUGUUAAUGACAAUCCCCCAAUGCUGACCUACCCAGAACCACACUUCUGCUUCCCAGUGCAAGAGCCCAAGGCAGUGCUAAUGAAGGCUAUGGAUAAAGAUUUAGAUCCACAUGGACCACCAUUUCAAUUCUCACUAAAAGGGGAUGAUAAAAACAAUACGGAAGACUGGGAGAUUGUGCCUGUUAAUGAUUCCUUUGCAAAAUUGAAGAUGAGGCACAUCAGUUUUGAGAAGAUACAGUAUGAUGUCGAAGUAAAUAUAAGGGAUAAUGGAAAUUUGGAAAAGACAUACACUGUUCCAGUACUUUUUUGUAAGUGUUCACAAAAUGAACAUUGUUACAUUGAUGUGCAAAUCCAAACUGGAAGGCCAACAGUAGGGGCGACUGUUGGCAUUCUACUGGGAACCCUUUUAAUCCCUGGUGUUGCUCUGUCUCUUGUGUUUUACAAGUUGAAAAAGAAUAAGAAUAAGGAGCCAAAAGCUACGACACCAGACACUAACCCAAUGCUGUAAAGACUCUCCAUUAGAAGUGUAGAUUUCUGUUGCUAUAGCAAAACCAGAUACCAUAUGGAUCAGACUUAUUAAGAUAUUUACAAUAAAAUGCAAUUUUUACCAUUUAUUAUGAAAGGGAAGUUAAACUAACAAACUAUUUACAAACCAUUUUUGCAAACUUUUGAAUCCUUAACUUACUACUUGUUACUAUUUUUUAACAUCAGCAAUUGUAUUGUCCUUUGCCACAAGGCUUUAGUUAUUGUGAGAGAUUUUGUUGCCAUUAUUUGAAAAAUGCUUGCAUAAAUAUAUUAGCCUGUUUUGAGAAAACCCAGCAAAAAGGGAUUCUAUAGUACUUGUUGACAUCUUAUCAUUUUAGUAACACUUCUCAACAAAAUAGUUUUAAAGCCGCCCUGUUUUAAUCAAUUAUAGUGUACUAUUUGUGUACUGACUAAAAUAGUGUACUAUUUGUGUACUAAGUGAAAUAAUGUACUAUUUCUGUACUGUAGUGUACUGCUUCCAGAUCUCACAGUGGCAGGGGCUGUGAUGCAACACAUUUUGUCUGUUUCCUCUCUCUGAGUCGGCUGGUGGUCAUUCCUGGUUUGGGGUACAGGUUAGGGACUGUACAUACGUUUACACAAACUGAAAAUGUGAAGUGCAUAACAUAAAUACAAACUAUCUUUAAUAACCAGGACUGGGUGCAGGACAAGUAGAAUCUCUUCAGCAACUAAACCUUUUUUAUAAAAUGUUUUAAAAAAUCACAAUAGUAUGGCAUACAAAAUCACACAUAUUUACUAUUUUGUGAAAAAAAAGAAAUGUUUGGCUUUACGAAAUAAACAGUUAUACAUCAAA